This is a messenger RNA of Alternaria conjuncta, 1533 nucleotides long. RefSeq lists its product as uncharacterized. NCBI's taxonomy places the organism in Eukaryota, Fungi, Ascomycota, Dothideomycetes, Pleosporales, Pleosporaceae. The record is from RefSeq and is a predicted model, not a curated record. The transcript is spliced from 3 exons. The coding region runs from base 1 to 1533 and encodes 510 amino acids.
AUGAAUGUACUUCGGCAGGCUCGAUUGAAAGACAAAAACGACUUACGAGUGUCACCUACACAUCAGUCGGGUGAGCCAAGACAGUUGGGCCGUAGCAUUAGCCUUGCCACCCCUGCCUCGGCCAAAGUCGAAACAGUUGCUACUUCACGAAAGAACCGCGUAUCAUCCGGCGGAACAUCCAAGGAAGUUGAUCCCAAAAAACCAACAAAAGCCGUCUUGCAGCGCGACAAAGGUCCGUUGGAGCCGCACGACGAGGUUUUCUCAUCCAACCCGCAGGAUGUACCUCGAUUUGAGGAACUCUUGCUUAGAGCUGGAGAGGAAUUCCCAAUGCUACAGUCACUGUUGGAUGGACCAACAGAAGAAGAGGCUGCCAAGGCUUUGCAUCGAUAUCGUGAGCUUUGUCAUUCACUUGAUGCGGCUCACCGGUCAUUGGACAAUUAUCGAGCAGACGCGGGGCUCUUAGAUAGUUUGAAGAUCGAGGUUCACACGUUGAAAAGUACACUGCGAGCUAGUCGGACCGAGGUGGAGAGCCUGAGGACGGAGGUUAACAGCAAGCACCAACAGAUGUUGAAAGCUCAAGACAUGCUGGGCGAGCAAGUUGUAAUCCACGAACAAGAAAAGCGCUAUCUCGAGGCCCGAAUACACGAUGGUUCACAGCAACAGGAUAAAGAGAACAAGUCAACCAAGGCAUCUUCCGAAGGACAAUUAGGUGCGGCUCGUCAAGAGGAGGAGCAAAAGCGGUAUGAGCAAAAGAUUAGCACUCUUAAAGACCAGAUGAGCGAAGAACACUGGAAGUGGGACGCGCACUUGCGAGAAGUGAAAGACACCUACGAAACUCGCAUAAAAGAUCUAGAGGUUAGCUUUGCCGAGCGGAUGAAGAACGAAUACGAGCAACAUUGCGAACAAACGCGGCAAGAGAUGGGGAAACAUCAAGUGACAGUGAAUGAGUAUCAGUCAAAUGUCGCUCGAUUGAAGCUCAAUGCGGAACAAGAAGGACGGCUGUUGCACGAAGAUUUACAAACUCAGCGAGAGAAACUUCGAGAAGAACAAAAGCGACAUGAGAAGAACCUCAAACGACAGGAAGCCGGACUGACCAAGAAGCACACGCAAGAGAUCUUGCAGCUUCAGACCACCCUGGUGGAGCAGAGACAAGAACUUUCUCAUCUCAGACAUGUCAAGGCCAACGCUGACGAAGAAAGACUGCGCAUGCGCGAUGAAGUACGGGCGAAAACCACUCAGUUCAGCGAGGAACGACAACGACUUCGAGAAUUGCUCAAGAAACAAAACGCUGAGCUGGUAGAGAAACAUGCCCUCGAGAUUGUGCAGCUUCGUCUAGCAAACGAGGAGUUAAAGCAGGCAUUCAUCGACAAGGCCUACCCACAGCGCACGAAAGCUCGAAGUGUUAAGGUGAUGCGAUACCGUGACAUCUCUACUCAAUUCUUUUCAGUAAAUGGGACGUGCGCCGUGAAGUGGAAUGGCCAUUCUCCAACGACCAACUGUUACGCAUCCACAAAGUCAAUACAAGGGUGUUAA